Molecule: messenger RNA, 2702 nt
Organism: Microbotryum saponariae
Lineage: Eukaryota; Fungi; Basidiomycota; Microbotryomycetes; Microbotryales; Microbotryaceae
Source: the annotation of a GenBank genome assembly
AUGACCAUGCCAGCGAAGCGGAAGCAAGGUGGUACUGGUCGCCCUCGUCCCAGUCCUCCAUCGUUGAACAAAGCCUCCCCACCAAGCGAGCGCCAAUUCUACGCGUGUUGGCCAACAAGCGUCGAAGCUCCACGUAGCAGCGCAUUCGAUCGCGAGCCCCCUAAACAGCCAGAUGCAAGUGAAAAUAAACUCUCAAUGGGUGUGGAGUUGCUCACCCGCUGACCAAGCUCAGUCGUCAUCUGCCUGCAACAGUCACCACCGUCACGGGUCCCACCGUCGCCCGGCGCACCCUCGCAUUCACCUCGAUCGUCAACUUCCACGCGCUCGCGCCCGCCCUCGCCGGCAGCACUUUUGCGAUCAUCCGAAUCCUCUCCACCCCUGCGCUCGUCGUCGUCACCAUCGCAUCCGGACGGGCGCCAAGAUCGAGGCCAGGCCCAGGCCGACCCCGCGGUCCCACGCUCUCCGUCGAAGUUGCCGAGCAUCAUGACGCGCUGUCCGACGACGGCAAGCGGCGCCCACCCCUUCCACGGUGACCGUGACCAGCGCGACCAGCGUGACCAGCGUGACCAGCGUGACCACCUCAAUUACCCGCAUAUGAUGCAUAUGAUGCCUGCGACCGCGAGCAAUGCGGCGCCCGAAAGUGUGGUCGAAGCUCUCAUUUCGCCUGCGCUGGACUGUGAAGAUGACCAAUUCUUCAUCCAAGAGGAGAUCGUUCCCCGCGUCGUCGUGUGCAAUACCCCCGGUUUGGUGUAUUCGGUCUGUCGGAUGGAGCAAGCACGGUUCAAGGCACGCGUGCAAGAAGUUCAGAAGCGCCCCAAGCGAGUCCUGAGCAGACUGAGAGACGAUUUCAAACACGACUGCCAACGACCUGCGAGCCAAACAAAGGCAGAUUGGGUUUGGCCACUUGCGAAAUAGGUAAGCAUCUUUCAGCCACGACUAUCCAGAUUAUGCGUGGCAUACGACGAUGCUGAAUGCUGCGCUCGCUAUCCGAUCUCGAACCAGGCGACUUUCGGUGGCGGACAACAGAAGGGUUUGACGAUUGCACAAGCGCAAGAACACCCUCGAUUGACUGAAGAAGGUGCACGCCACACGGACCUCAAACUCACUCAACCUCACCAUUUCUUGACGUGCUGCGAGCAGAUGGCCGUGAAGAAGAAAGGGCAGGCUGCCGCCCGUGGUAUGCUGGUGCCGAUCCGUUUCGGCAUGCUUCCGCAGGGGGGCCAUGCAAAGCGAACGACGUUUUUCACGUCUCCCCUGGUCGAGGUCGUGCUCGACUUGGCGCAACAUGCACUCAGGCAACCAACUCGCAUGUAUUCGCCGGGCCUGGCCAUAACCCAAACCGCGGCUUACCUCGUUGUGCUCGACCAUGAGGCGUGUCGGAUCGCGACCAUCUCGGAUUGUUGGGGUGAGGGCUCUGGCGAGUUGGGGGUCGUCCUUUCCAUUCUGUUUUGCCUGGAUGUCUACUCGGCAGGGUUCAACCCGCUCUUCCGCUACGCAUGCCACUCCAACAGCGGCAUCAAGCCCGCGUCAUUCUUGGCUUCUUGCCUUCGUCCGCCUGAGCUCGAAGAGGGAGCUCCCCUCGUCGGCCGUACCGUCGGGUUCAUCGACGAGGAACCCAUCGAGCUCGUCCACUCCACACUCAGGGACGGCGGGUCCAUCUUCAGCCGUAGCACACUCGUUUUGCAGCUGACCCGACCAAACUUGGUCGCGCCGGCGGGCUCGGCAUCUUCGCCGUCAAACUCCACACCGUCCUUUGUGCUCAAGGUUCAAUACAACACGCUCAACUAUGUUGGCCACGAGGCGACCGUGCUGCAAAAAAUUGAGGAGCGUUGUGCGUCCAUCGCGUCGCCGGAAGAGUCGUCGUUGAUCUUCAACCACAUUUCUCUUCUCGAAAAGCCCAAGUCGUUUGGCCUCCAUUACUCGCAAAUAAAGGACGAGGACUUGCCAGUGCGUCAAGACGGGCAAGAUGCUCAUCAGCGAGUGCUACGACGCAAGCUGGACCUCCUCAUUCUACGCAACCCCACUCCUCUACCUACCCGGGUCCACGGACACCGACAUUGUCGCCAUCCGAUGAGCGACGCCUUUUAUGUCUUGGAUCGGCUCUUCACCUUGUUGCCGGUUCUCUACGAUCUUGGUAUCCAUCAUCGCGACUUGUCGCUCGGCAACAUCCUCCACCACCGAGGACACCUUGUCCUGGUCGACUGGGACUCGGGCAUCGUUGCACCGCCGGGUGAACUCGUUCGCCUCGCCGCCGAGGAUUGUGGGUCCGCCAGAGUAACCCUCGAUACGGCAUCUUCAGGCACGCUUUUCUGGCUCCUCACGAAACGGGACGAGGCUGUGGCAGAGCGCGAUCUGGGUGACGACCUCGAGUCCGUGGUCUACUGGUUCUUCCACAUUGUGGGCUCGUUUCUUGAAUUCCUGAGUCCACCCACCUGGUCGGCAUGGAAUUUAUUGUACCUAACAUGGAACCGUGGGUUGCCGGCUUGGAGCCUCUAUACGCUGCACGCCUGGAUCUCUGGGGCGACAUUGUUUCUGAUAGUCAGGAACGAGUGGACCUCCUCAGCGCCAUGUACAGGCUCAGUCCGGUGGAAGGCCGAUUGCUCGCCAUGCUCACGCGCAAAAUCCCCGACUUUCCCAUGGGUUCGGUGCAGACCAAAGAGGAGAUGGCGAAGAUGCAAGUCAAGAUGAGAAAAAUAUGUUGA